AUGGAGCUUUCAGGUGAGAAGCACGACGAUGUCUAUUCGACGCGUGAUGCAGUCGAGGAUAUCUGGGGACCUCGUACUGGCUAUAAGCCUGGCGAGAAAUGGCCUACUCGUGUCGAUGAGCACUGCAUAGAGAAGCCGGAAAAAUGGAUUCAGAGUGCAUGUGUGAUGUGCAGCAACGGUUGCGGAAUGGAUAUCGCGGUCAGCAAUUCCAAGAUCGUCGGCGUUCGUGGUAGGGAGGUCGACAGAAUCAAUCACGGGAGACUGGGUCCUAAAGGUCUGUAUGCGUGGAAAUCGUUACAAUCCAAGGAUCGUUUACAGUAUCCCAUGAUCCGUCGAAAUGGAAAAUUAGAGCGUGCUACCUGGGACGAAGCUAUGAACCUAAUCGUGGAAAAGAGCAAGGAGAUCCGCGAACGACUAACUGCUCAUGCUAUUGGCUUCUACACAAGUGGCCAACUCUUUCUUGAGGAGUAUUACGCUUUGGCUAUGGUGUGUAAGGCUGGCCUUAACACGCUACACGAGGACGGAAAUACACGGCUUUGCACGGCCACAGCAGCAGCAUCAAUGAGGGAGAACUUUGGCUCGGACGGCCAGCCUGGAAGCUACACAGACAUUGACCAUACAGCCUGCAUCAUGCUUGUUGGCCACAAUAUGGCUGCGACGCAGACCGUUCUCUGGUCUCGAAUUUUAGACCGCCUUGCCGGGCCUGAUCCUCCUCAGCUUAUUGUCAUUGAUCCACGCAAGUCAAAUUCCGCAAAGAAGGCUACUCUACAUCUUGCGCCUAAAAUAGGUACCAACUGUGCACUUUUGAAUGGCAUUGAAUAUCUUAUCUUCAAGAAAGGCUAUGUCAACGAACCCUUCGUUAGCAAGAGUGUCUGCAACUUGGACAAGCUCUGGGACACUGUUCAGGAGUACCCCCCUGAUGUCGUUUCCAAGAUUACAGGUGUCUCGGAAGCUGACAUCGAAAAAGCUGCCGAUAUUCUUGGCAGAUCGUCUUCGCUGCUUUCGACAGCUUUGCAGGGUGUCUAUCAGUCCAACCAAGCUACUGCUUCUGCCUGCCAGAUCAAUAACAUCAACCUGUUGUUGGGACAGAUAGGCAAACCUGGUUCUGGUAUCUACCAGAUGAAUGGGCAACCGACCGCGCAAAAUAACCGUGAAGCUGGAUGCAAUGGGGAGUACCCCGGCUUCCGAAACCACCAAAAUCCCAGGCACAUGCAAGAACUUGCUGAUCUAUGGAACAUUGACAUGGCUAGAGUCCCUCACUGGGCAGAACCGACACACAUCGAGAAUAUGCUCACUUUUAUCGACGGAGGUUCGAUGGAAAUGUUCUGGAUCUCUGGUACGAAUCCUCUAGUCUCCCUACCAAAUCUGGCCAAGGCACGGAGUACACUGACAGACCCGAAUCUCUUCGUGGUCGUUCAAGACAUCUUUCCUACCGAAACCACGGCUAUCGCGGAUGUGGUACUGCCGGCGGCCGCCUGGGGUGAGAAGACAGGCUGCUUUACGAACGUUGAUCGUACCGUGCACAUAUCACACAAGGCGGUCGAGCCACCAGGCGAGGCGAAGGCGGAUAUCGAGAUAUUCAUCGACUAUGCUAAGCGCAUGGGAUUCAAAGAUAAAGAUGGUAAGCCACUGCUCAAGUACAGCAAUUCCAACGAAGCAUUUGAGGGCUGGAAAGCACUUUCCAAAGGCAGACCUUGUGAUUAUUCUGGUCUGUCUUACGAAAAACUAUCAGAAGGCUCCGGCUUACAGUGGCCUUGUAACAAAGAACAUCCCAAUGGCUGCGAAAGAUUGUUCUCGAAUGGUGUAUUCUAUACAGACAUUGAGUACUGCGAAAGCUAUGGUCAUGACUUGGAGACCGGAGCCCCAUUGUCGAGAUCAGAAUAUGAAUCGCUCAAUCCUGCUGGAAGAGCAAUUCUCAAGCCUUGUCACUAUUUGGCCGAGCUGGAGGCUGUCGACGAUGAAUACCCAUUCCACAUCUCCACGGGCAGAAGGGCACGUCACUUCCACACCAGGACGAAGACUGGCAGGACCAAAGAGCUUCAACAAAGAGAUCCCGAGCCUUACAUUCAGAUCAACGAACGUGAUGCAGAAAAGCUGGGCAUUAAAGAAGGCGACAUGGUCCUGGCGGAAAGUCGAAGAGGUAAAAUUGAAGCCGUAGCAAGAGUCGGGGACAUAUCAGAAGGACAGACAUUCAUACCAUUCCACUACGGCUACUUUGACAACCAUUCAGGUCGAGCAACGGCAGCAAACGAGAUUACCCAAGAGCAGUGGGAUCCCGUUUCCAAACAGCCCAUGUUCAAAUCUGGAGCCGUCAAGCUCAAGAAAGUGUCGCAGGACAAAAACACAAACGGUGAGGUCAAGGUACACGCCCGAGAGCCACAAAGCGAUAUCGUCAAGAAGGUCGAAACAGAGAAGAAGACGCAGGGUGACAAUACGAAAGUGGAAAGAAUGCUGGAAUACUGGUUGGGUGCCACAUAUGGCGCUUUAGUCACAGCAAUCGAUAUCUGCGACCACGUCAUUCCACGAAUCGAGGGAGCAGACUUUGAGAUUGGAACGGGCAUGAGGAUCAUGCAGCGUAUUGCUACCAGCUGUACCGAACGCUUAGACCCUAUCCUGGAAAGGUACGAGACCGAGAAGACAUUAGGCCAAGAAAUGGCUAAAAUGUUGCAACAUCGGUUGUUUCCCGAGGAUCUUGUCACUGCAGUCGAAGCUCCGGCCUAUGAGAUCUUGCUCACUAUACAAUCUUUCUUUGUCUACUUGAGCCACAUUGAGAGUCGUCUGCACGCACUUCGGCCGACGGCAGGAGCGGCUUGGGAUCAGGAGUUUGUCGAGACAGUGGACUUUGUGACGGAGCAAGUCAAUAGGAUGCAGGCUUGGGCGAAGCAGCAGUUGGGUUCGAGAAGCACACAGGUGCUGUUGGUGCCGAAUAAGCAUGCUGUAGGGUUGAAGGAGCGUGUAGAAAGUCGUGCAAAGCUGGGUAUGAGAGAUUCGUCACAUCCAGAUCAUUGA
Molecule: messenger RNA, 3009 nt
Organism: Lithohypha guttulata
Lineage: Eukaryota; Fungi; Ascomycota; Eurotiomycetes; Chaetothyriales; Trichomeriaceae
Exons: 2
Coding region: 1-3009 (1002 amino acids)
Molecular function (GO): molybdopterin cofactor binding; oxidoreductase activity
Source: RefSeq, a predicted model, not a curated record